AUGGAUAUCGUCCAGGCCGUCUCUAGCUACAUCACGAAAAUGGUGUCGGUUGGAGACAGCGCAACCGGCACCGCGGGCGCGAAGAUGAAGAUACUUUUGUUAGACAAUGAGACUGUGUCCAUCGUCUCGACCGCGACAACUCAAUCCGCACUUCUCAAUCAUGAGGUGUAUCUGACCGAUCGACUCGAGAACCAGAAUCGUGAGAAGAUGCGCCAUCUGCGCUGUCUAUGCUUUGUCCGCCCUUCCUCGGGCUCUAUACAAGCAUUGAUAGAAGAGCUGCGAGAGCCAAAGUAUGGCGAAUAUCACAUUUAUUUCAGUAAUAUAAUCAAGAAGUCAGCCUUGGAACGAUUGGCCGAAGCAGACGAUCACGAGGUUGUCCGAGCUGUGCAAGAGUAUUUCGCCGACUUUCUCGUCAUAAACCCGGAUCUUUUCUCGCUCAACAUCGCCUAUCCCAUGAAUAGAAUAUGGUCUAGCUCUCCAGAUCAGUGGAACACGGACACUCUACAACGAUCUACCGAAGGCGUGCUGGCCUUGUUAUUGUCGCUCAAGAAGAAACCUCUGAUUCGAUAUCAGAAGAACAGUCCUCUGUCGAAGAAAUUGGCCACUGAAGUGCGCUACAACAUGACUCAAGAAGAUCAGCUCUUUGACUUCAGGAAGACUGAUACACCACCAAUACUUUUGAUAGUGGAUCGCAGAGAUGAUCCAGUAACACCGUUGUUAACACAAUGGACGUACCAGGCAAUGGUUCACGAGCUCAUGGGCAUACAUAACGGUAGGGUGAGCCUGGCCGAUGUUCCCGAUAUACGACCAGAACUCAACGAAAUUGUCCUCGCGCAAGAUCAGGACCCGUUCUUCAAGAAGAACAUGUAUCUCAACUUCGGAGACCUAGGGCAGAAUGCAAAAGACUACGUAGAACAAUUCGCAUCGAAAAGUCAAGGUAACCACAAACUUGACUCAAUAGCGGAUAUGAAGCGAUUCAUCGAAGAUUAUCCGGAAUUCCGAAAACUUUCGGGAAAUGUAACAAAACAUGUCACGCUCGUCGGUGAGCUGUCCCGGCGGGUUGGCGUGGAUAAUCUCCUGGACGUCAGCGAGCUGGAGCAAAGUUUAGCCUGUAAUGACAACCACAACAACGACCUAAAGACCUUACAAAGUCUCAUCCAAAAUCCCACGAUACCCCCCGACAACAAACUUCGUUUGACGGCAAUCUAUGCUUUACGCUAUGUUAAACACCCUUCUAAUUCAACACCGAUGCUUCUAGACCUCCUCUCUGUCGCCGGGAACCUCUCGAAACAACGUAUAGCCGUCAUUUCCAAGCUCCUCACCUACCACAACUCUCUACAAAAUAUCGCAGCAACGGGAGGAUCCGGUCUUCCCGAUUUAUUUCAGUCCUCGUCGUUGUUCUCUGGAGCGCGAGAUCGCUUCAAGGGAUUAAAAGGUGUCGAGAAUGUCUAUACACAACACUCGCCGCGUCUCGAAACGAUAUUGCAGGAUUUAAUCAAAGGACGCCUGCGAGAGAAUAUCUAUCCUUUCGUUGAGGGCGGAGGGAUGACCCGCGAUAAGCCACAAGACAUUGUCAUCUUCAUGGUUGGAGGUACAACAUAUGAGGAGGCAAAGAUGGUAGCCCAGGUCAAUGCAAGCAGCCCUGGAGUUCGUGUUGUCAUCGGUGGGACAACGAUUCACAAUAGCACGACGUUUUUACAAGAGGUCGAGGACGCCGUUGAGACUUGGCCGGAGCCUGGACCACAGACUGCGGAGGCGCGGUUGAGGAGAGAGAUUGGGCGAUGA
Molecule: messenger RNA, 1785 nt
Organism: Pseudovirgaria hyperparasitica
Lineage: Eukaryota; Fungi; Ascomycota; Dothideomycetes; Acrospermales; Acrospermaceae
Product: Sec1-like protein
Exons: 5
Coding region: 1-1785 (594 amino acids)
Biological process (GO): vesicle-mediated transport; intracellular protein transport
Cellular component (GO): Golgi membrane
Source: RefSeq, a predicted model, not a curated record